Cylicocyclus nassatus is the source of this 924-nucleotide messenger RNA. The record is from the annotation of a GenBank genome assembly. NCBI's taxonomy places the organism in Eukaryota, Metazoa, Nematoda, Chromadorea, Rhabditida, Strongylidae.
AUGCUUCUCUAUAUUUUUGCCUUCUACUCAACCCUUGCAAUCUCACAAAUAACAGCUCAAUCCUGUGAUCCUGAUGGAGAGACGGGACCUUGUAUCGACAACGCUUGCCAGCCCGGUCAAACUUGCAUUAUCGAUACGCAAACAUGCUGUGUUGACGAUAAUGUCAUCCCAGCAGAACCUUCCGUAGUCAGUGAGGCUACCACUAUUGGAACCGGAUCCACUUUGGCACCAGGUAUAACCAUUGUGCCAACCGUCACACUGACCCCUUCAGUUACUGCUUCAACAUGCGUUGACAAAAUCAACCCACGAACUGGAAGAUCCGAUUGCCCAGCAAGAGCUAGUCUUUGCAAUGAUGCCAACUACAUUGCUGUAAUGACCGAGCAAUGCCCAAAAACUUGCGGAAAAUGCUCUGGCACCGGUGGCACCACCACUUGUAUUGAUCGCGUAAAUCCGGCUACUGGAGUAUCCGACUGCCCAGCAUUGGCCCAUCUAUGUAACAAUGCAGCAUAUACGGCUCUAAUGACCGAACAAUGUCCACUCACUUGUAAUAGAUGUUCCAGCGUUGGCGUAACCAGUGCAACCACGGUAUCCGGGACUUGCGCUGACAAAUUGAAUCCCAAAACAGGUGUGUCCGACUGCCCGAUGAGAGUUUCGCUCUGUCAGGAUUCCAACUACAUAGCGCUGAUGAGGGUGGAAUGCCCAAAAACAUGCGGAUUCUGUACCGGUAGUACCGUAACCGGUGUAACCGGUGCAAGUACCGUAAGCGGUGCUACAGUCCCUACUCGCGCUCCUGGAACCUGUGUCGACGCUAUCAAUCCACUCACCGGGACGUCAGAUUGCCCAUCGAGAGUUGCUCUUUGUAAUGAUGCGGCCUACCGAAAUCUUAUGGUGGCUCAAUGCCCACGAACUUGUGGUGUCUGCUAG